Messenger RNA from Pollicipes pollicipes, 976 nucleotides. RefSeq names its product WAS/WASL-interacting protein family member 1. Bases 221 to 910 code for a protein of 229 amino acids. NCBI's taxonomy places the organism in Eukaryota, Metazoa, Arthropoda, Thecostraca, Pollicipedomorpha, Pollicipedidae. The record is from RefSeq and is a predicted model, not a curated record. The transcript has 3 exons.
GGGUGGAUGGUGGUGCUGCGGGGGUGCGUACCGGUGGUCGGAAAAACGGAGGGCACGUGCCAUUGAUCGAUUAAGCAGGCAACAGUUUCCGUGCAGCUCUGGGUAGGUAUGAAUGAGCUCGCGCUUGGGACUGCUUGCUUGUUAAAUAUGGCUGUGGCCAGGAGCUUCGCCGGCUUCAAGUGGCUGCUGAGAGAAGAGGUGCUCCCGUGCUGAGCGUGCGAUGUUUGUUCACACGCCGGAGUCGCCCACGCUGAACGAGGACAAUGGCUCGACGCCGUUCGACCUGGGCGCAGACGGCGCGAAGACCCUGCACACGCCUGAGCUACUCAACUCGCUGAUGUCGCUGGCGCCACCCGCCUUCCCGGCCUCGUACUCGCAAUAUCAAGAGUCGUCUGGCAGCGGCAGCGGCGGCGGCGGCGGCAGCGGCGGUGGCGGCGGUGGCGGCGGCGGCAGCGGGCCGCCCUCCCUCCAGCAGACCACGUCGUCGCUCAUCAAGGAGGGGCUCAAGGUGUCGAUCCGUUCCCGGCGCGCCUCCACCGGGCAGGCGCUCUUCACCGAGGAGCGGCGCGAAAUCAAGACCGAGGUGAGCUUUGGCCCUCGGCCGCGAGGGGGAGGGGGCGGGGGAGUCUGCGCCGUGCCAGAUGGCACCGCGCCGCCCUUUGAUGCGCCGCCGGGCCCCACGCCGCGUCGACGACCCGCGGCGUCCGUCGGUCUGGCCAGCCGCCGCGUCGGCCCCGUCCGAACCCCGGCGACCGCCGUCGCCCGCGGCCACGCCCCCUCGUCGCGCAGGAAGUUUGGCGUGACUCGCCGGGUCGUGGGGGGCGCGGCGGCCGUCCGAAGACUCAUCCCGGAUGCGGCCGAGCUGUUGCGACCUCCGCCGGAAGGCGGCGGCCGCCGCACCCCAGCCUGACGUCGCCCGACGCGCGCGGGAAGCGCGUGACUAACCGCCCAUUGGCCGCGCCCGCGCGCAAGUGAA